AUUUUGGAAAUCCUUUUCCCAACGUUCACCGCUUUCAACAUCCCACAAAAUCUUCCCCUAUAUAAAGGGACACACCUCCAGGCGGAGUAUAGCUCAAGAAAAGCUUCAAAUCCUCUGAAACACCUAAUCUCUCUCAGUUCAUACCAUCUCUACAUCCUUUUCCCUUAAACAUACCACCCAACUCCUUAAAUCCCCCAAUAAAACAAUCAAUCUCUAAAUCCCUGGAAGGGAGCUAAACAAUGUCUGCAAUUGUUUGCCGCAAGAGAUCCUUUUUCGAAGAUUUACAAUCACCAUCGCCGAUUUCAGCGUCGAAGAAACUUCGUUCUUCUUCCUUCAGCAAUUAUCCACUUCACUUCGAUCAGCUGAGAGCUUUAUUUCCUGAUAUGGAUAGUCAGCUACUUGAGAAAGCAUUGGAAGAAUCUGGCAAUGAUCUGGAUGCUGCCAUUAGAAGCCUGCAUGAGCUAAGCCUUGGAUAUUCAGAUGGUAAGUCGGAUACAAAAGUUGAUGGAGAGAUUGAAAAUGGUAUGAAGCCUACCAAUGGGCCGGCUGCUCAGUCGGAAGAUCCUUCAGCUGAAAACAAUUUUCCUGCCGAUGGUGCAGAAUGGGUGGAGUGUUUUGUGAGGGAAAUGAUGACUGCUACAAGCAUAGAUGAUGCCAGGGCUCGGGCUACUAGACUGUGUGAGAGCUUAGAGAAAUGCAUUAGCUCACGUGCAAGUGCAGAGGCAGCUCAAAAUUUUCACAAGGAAAAUAUAAUGUUGAAAACGCAAAUAGAAGUGCUUCGUAAAGAUAAUUUCAUUCUCAAGAGGGCAGUGGCCAUUCAACAUGAACGUCAGAAAGAGUAUGAGGAAAGGAACCAGGAAGUGCAGCAAUUAAAGCAGCUGAUUGCUCAGGGUAAAGAGCAAUUGAGAACUCUUGAGAUCAACAAUUAUGCAUUAAAAAUGCAUUUGCGGCAAGCUCAGCAAAGCAACUCUCUUCCUGGAUUCAAUUCAGAUGUGUUCUAAUGUGCCGAAUGUUCAAAGAAAGAGAUGAAGACUAGAAAGAGCAUUCCUUGUGGCACUUAAAGAGAUGGAGUCUAGAAAGAGCAUUCCUUCUGGCACUUGUUAACCCUGAUAUCAGAUGUUUUACUGACCAUAUUAUUAUAUCAGUUGUCAGAUCUGAGAGUCGUACUAAAGGUUUCUAGGGCAUGCCAACUUGUCCUGAUGAUUCCAAUGAAGUUGCACACAGGGGACAUCAUCCAAAUUUGCAAUAUGAAGGUCUCAAAUCAUCAAGUUGAUGUUCAAAUUAUAAUUUUGUUUACGUGGGUAUGAAUUUUCGCUGUCUUCCUUAUAUGUAUGCCACAUUAAUGAACAGGUAAAAGGUAUUUGCCGUGCAUUUUUUGUGUAAUGAAGGUCAGCUAACCAGCUUUUAGCAUGGUACUCCAUACCUCUGUUAGCUGAGUGAUGUUGCUGAAUGCUGAUGGUCUAACUAUAUUUUAUUUUAAUUUCUAUAUUUUUUGGUUAACAAA
This is a messenger RNA of Solanum dulcamara, 1504 nucleotides long. RefSeq lists its product as uncharacterized. The coding region runs from base 240 to 1001 and encodes 253 amino acids. Gene Ontology annotation, molecular function: ubiquitin binding. The record is from RefSeq and is a predicted model, not a curated record. Lineage: Eukaryota; Viridiplantae; Streptophyta; Magnoliopsida; Solanales; Solanaceae. The transcript has 5 exons.